Messenger RNA from Hyla sarda, 1283 nucleotides. It is a transcript of the gene FKBP6, whose product is annotated as FKBP prolyl isomerase family member 6 (inactive). NCBI's taxonomy places the organism in Eukaryota, Metazoa, Chordata, Amphibia, Anura, Hylidae. Bases 81 to 1079 code for a protein of 332 amino acids. The record is from RefSeq and is a predicted model, not a curated record. The transcript is spliced from 8 exons. Gene Ontology annotation, molecular function: peptidyl-prolyl cis-trans isomerase activity; protein binding.
CCUACCCACACGUUCACUAGAGGGCGCUAGGUCGGUGAUCUCAGGGCUCGGGGAGGUGUCGCGUGGCGGGAGGAGCCGACAUGGAGACAGGAGUAAGGUAUCACGGAGAAAUCCCGGGACAUCCUCGGGCCCCCAGGAGCCGAGUCAGCCAUGGACUGUCUGUAUUUGAGAAACUGGCACAGAACAUGCUGGAUAUAUCAGGAGACAGAGGAGUGUUAAAAGAGAUGAUUCGAGCCGGAAGUGGAGAGAAGGUUCCUUCUGAUGCUACGGUAAUCUUAAAAUUUUCGGGAUACUUGGAACAUUCUGACAGACCAUUUGAGACCAAUUGUUUUCGACGUGUUCCCCGGCUAAUGAAGCUUGGUGAAGACAUCACCCUUUUAGGUAUGGAGCUCAGUGUACUGACAAUGCAGCGUGGGGAACUGUCUCGGUUUCUUUAUUCACCAGAAUAUGCAUAUGGGACAAUGGGAUGUCCUCCCCUCAUUCCUCCUGCUGCUAUUGUUCUCUUUGAAAUAGAGUUGCUAGACUUCCUGGAUACAGCAGAGUCUGAUGCAUUUUGUGAUUUACCUCUGCACCAACAAUCAGCCUUUCCAUUUGAAAAGGUCCUUAAAAUUGCUGCUACAGAAAGGCAGUUUGGAAACUAUCUCUUCAAACGGAACCGGUUUUAUGAUGCAAAAGAUAGAUAUAAACAGGCUUUUUCAUGUCUUUCACGUAUAACUUCUACAGAGGACGAGAAUACACAGCUUGAUGCCGCUCUUCUUCUUGUGAAUUUAAAUUUAGCACUUGCAUAUCUGAAGAUCGAACGCCCUUCUAAAGCUCUGAUAUGGGGAGAGAAGGCUUUAGCCAUAGACAAUAAAAGUGUGAAGGCUUUGUUUCGCUGUGGACAGGCUUGUCUUGAGUUGAAAGAGUAUGAGAAGGCACGCACCUUCCUGCUGAGGGCUCAGAAGGUGGAACCAUUUAAUCUAGAGAUUAAUGGUGAACUGAAGAGGUUGGCAAGUUGUUAUAAAGCAUACAUGGAUCAUCAAAGGGAGAUGUGUCUUCGUAUGUUUGCUCCUCAGUCAUCCACAGCCGUAAAGCAUUAAUGAAGAUGGUUGCUUUUGAUGAUCAUUUUUCUGCACUUCUUCUUUUCUGCACAGUGGUCUGAAUGGCAAAGAGUUUGUGAGUCUUUAUUUGCACUUGUACAAAAGAGAGAUUGUUUAUGGUUUUGCUAGUGGAGUUAAUCCAGAAAAACUGUUUAUAUGUUAUUUGCAGUAUAAAAGUAUUAAAGUUUUCUGUUCUUGCUCAAA